AUGACAACCAAUAGCACUGGAUUCAGUGCACGAUCGCCGAAGGAGGACUCUGCGACGAUUAAUAUCUUGCUGAUGAUUUUAACCAUCAUACUAAUGUUUGUCUCUGUCGGAGGAAAUGCUCUAACAAUUGCUGCCGUCAGUCGAUUUAAGAAUCUGAGGUAUCCCAGUAACAUCAUGAUCGCAGCUCUAGCGAUCAGCGACUUCUUUGUGGCCUCUCUGUUCACGACCAUCAAUCUGUUACGUACACACAUGCCAUUCCUCUUCACGGUCAGGCCAUCUUGCUUAGUGGUUUUAUUCAUAACACAGACCGUGUCGCUAACCAGCGUUGUGUUUCAAGCAGUUCUGUCGCUUGAGCGAUUCUACGCAAUUCAGUUCCCGUAUCACUACCACGCACACGCCACGACAGCGAUUCAUGCGAUAUGGAGUGCUUCUAUAGCUGCGGCAAUUGUGGUUCUGAGCCUUCCUGUGCUUUCUGGAAUAGAUCAAUGGUCAGAAGAAGUCGUAUGCUACUUCCCACUUUUGUUUCCAAGUUCAUACACUAGAAUUAUUGCAGCUAUAGUCAUUAUAUUUCAGAUUCUCGGUCUGUUGGCGUUUUUGCGAGUUUUGUUUGCAGAAAUUAAAUUCAGAUGUCGAGAUCGAAAUCUGCAGACGUCGGAGAUGGAGAAGCCAGCCUCGUUGCAGUCCACCCUGAUGGUCCUGGCGUACGGGGUAUCCUUGUGUUUUUAUAUGCCGCACAUUGUCUACUAUUUCUUGGGAACGUUAUCAAACUAUUCACAUAACCCUUUAAUACUGGAGGUAUUACGAGUGUUAGAUGUUUGUAACACGGCUGUGAACUAUUUUAUUUACGGCUUCAAGAACAGAAAGUUCAGAGAGGCAUACAAGUGCCUUUUGGGAUUUAAAAGGGCGCACGUCCAACCGCUUACCACUGAUUGA
Messenger RNA from Gigantopelta aegis, 933 nucleotides. Its product is annotated as trace amine-associated receptor 2-like. Gene Ontology annotation, cellular component: membrane. Gene Ontology annotation, biological process: G protein-coupled receptor signaling pathway. Bases 1 to 933 code for a protein of 310 amino acids. The transcript has a single exon. The record is from RefSeq and is a predicted model, not a curated record. Gene Ontology annotation, molecular function: G protein-coupled receptor activity. Lineage: Eukaryota; Metazoa; Mollusca; Gastropoda; Neomphalida; Peltospiridae.